GCUGGUCUCACCUAUCACCUGCCAGAUUGUCCUCCUUCCCCUUCCCUAUUUUUAUUCCGGCUUCUGCCCUCUUCCUUUCCAGUCCUGAUGAAAGGUCUCAGCUGAAACUUCCACCAUUCCUCCCCAUAGAUUCUGCCAUCUACUGAGUUCCUCCAACAUUUCGUGUGCCUUGCUCAAGAUUUCCAGCAUCUGCGUUUAUCACGUGAAGUCACUUUGUUUAAUAAGUUUCACGACAUAAACCGGGGAUAUUAAACCCGAUUCUGAAGACUAUGAGGCGGAGCGACUUGAGGAAACCUCGCCUCCAGGAGUCGCAGUGAAGGCCGGAACGCACAGCCGCGGACACGGCUGCCGGGGGAUCUCUAAUUGGACGUGCAGGGAUGAGCCGGAGAGUGAGCACCAUGGUACAGCAGACUAUGUGCUUACAUGGCCUUCUCCACAGGAUCCAGCCAGCUGUUAGGUACUGGCAGUUCUCCAAACAAGUGAGAGACUAUGCUACACAUACAGGGUCUUGCCAAUGCAUUCACUCUUGGUUCUCAACAGCCAGCAUUCUCAGUCACUCUGGGAAAUUUUCACUAGACUUCCACCUGAUCCCAAAGAGAAAAUUCCACUUUUCGUCCUCUGUGGAUACAGAGGGCAAUUUACAUCCUGUAGGAAAACAUUCUGGAAAAUUGAAAGCAGAUGCUUCUCACGUAGAGAAUACAGUUGAGCCCCUUCUGAGUCUGGGAUUUACCCAGGUUCAAGUGAAGAAACUGCUUGACCUAAGUUCUAGAACUGCUGCACAGGUUCCGCUGAAGGCUCACCCUGUGCUCUGCCUACUUUACAGCCUUGGUUUAAGGCCAGGCGGCAUUUUAAAGGUCUUGGAGAAAUGCCCCGAACUGGGUAGAAUAAAGGACCACCAGCUGCAGUCACGCAUUGACAACCUGCGGAAGCAUGGACUUGAUGAAGAGAGACUGCAAUGGGUCUUGGUGCAUCACCCACAGAUUCUGAAUCGUUCAGCAAAGCAGGUGAACAACACUGUGCGCUUCUUCAAGGAGAAGUGUAUUUUCACAGUACAGCAGAUCACAGAAAUUCUCCAAACUUCACCCAAUGUUCUGUUUGAAAACUUUGAAGAACUGGAAUACAAGUUCCAGUUCGCAUAUUUCCGAAUGGGACUAAAACAAGCAGCGAUAGUGAAAUCUGGAAUUUUCCAGACGUCAUUAGAAGAACUAAAACAGCGCCUUAUCUUCUUAGAACGUCUUGGGCAUUACCAGACUCCGGAUAAGAAGGGUCAGACUCUGAUCAUAAACCCCAAACCAAAAGACAUAUUCACCACUACUGAAGAUUACUUUUUGGCUAAAGUGGCUAUGUCAUCUUGGGAAGAGUUUGAUACUUUUAAGAAGCUCCUGAAGCGUGAGGAGAUGGAAGAAAGAGAACUUGGGCACCAGGAAGACAGCGGUACAUCUGAGGAACUGUCUGACAGUGAGGAGGAUGAGGAAUUUUUUCCAGGAAACUAAUGAAGGCUUCAUCAGAAUAAAAUUGUGUUUAUUGAAAUAUGGCUAACAGUGGAAAUAAACCAAUAUUACAAUAAAAAUGAAUUGGUUUAAUACCGAUGCAGAAGGAUGCAUCAAAGAUAGUUAAACUCUUUGAUAAGCAUAGGCCCUUGAGCACGCCCUACCAAUUGUUCCUACUCCUAACAUUUUCCUGAUCGAUCCCAUUUACCAUCAGACCAGAACAACUCUUACUCUUGAAUAGGUUGAAUGACUUCCAACUCUCCAAGUAUUUCAAAUAUUCAUUACCCCAGAAGAAAUUCCCCAUUUUCAUUUCAAUUAGGCAAUCUGAGUACAAAUUUCUGUGGCACCUACCAGCUAGAGUUGGUCAAGCUGAAAACGCUCAUUUAUUCCAGUUCUCUGGAAUCUGUAAGAUAAGCCUUUGCCAGUACUAAUAUUACACAGACUGCAUGAACUAUGUCCAAAUAGCUGCAGAGAUUUAAAGUACAAGAAUUGCCCAUUUUCAUCGAAGUGCAACUACAGUUCCAUAAUUGUGAACUCUCCAAAUCAGUGCAAGCUGUUCAUUCAAUAACUGUGGCACAAACUCACUCAUUUGGCUGAAAUAGGAUUCAUCUCCAAUCAUGUGCUGUAACAGAGACUGAAAUAUGGUUGAAUCAGAUUGGUGCUUUCACAGAUGACUUCAACUGACAAAUGGGUAAAAGGCAGAUGCAACUGCAAAUCAUUACAAUUUUUUUUAAAAACCACUAAAUACAAACACAUGUAAUUUAAGGAC
Molecule: messenger RNA, 2259 nt
Organism: Mobula hypostoma (lesser devil ray)
Lineage: Eukaryota; Metazoa; Chordata; Chondrichthyes; Myliobatiformes; Myliobatidae
Gene: mterf4
Product: mitochondrial transcription termination factor 4
Exons: 5
Coding region: 378-1493 (371 amino acids)
Biological process (GO): regulation of DNA-templated transcription; mitochondrial ribosome assembly; mitochondrial transcription
Cellular component (GO): mitochondrion
Molecular function (GO): double-stranded DNA binding
Source: RefSeq, a predicted model, not a curated record